Trichoplax adhaerens is the source of this 774-nucleotide messenger RNA. RefSeq lists its product as uncharacterized. The record is from RefSeq and is a predicted model, not a curated record. Gene Ontology annotation, biological process: nucleoside transmembrane transport. Lineage: Eukaryota; Metazoa; Placozoa; Uniplacotomia; Trichoplacea; Trichoplacidae. The transcript is spliced from 9 exons. Gene Ontology annotation, cellular component: plasma membrane. The coding region runs from base 1 to 774 and encodes 257 amino acids. Gene Ontology annotation, molecular function: nucleoside transmembrane transporter activity.
AUGGCUGUAUUGGCUCAAGUUGAUACCUCAACCUCUGGAAGACAAGCAUUUUUCAUAUUGACGAUGGCCGUCGUUUUUAUUUUUAGCUUUUUUGGUAGCGCAUUAUUUCAAUCAAGCUUUCUAGGAUUAGUUAGUGUAUUUCCUAGAAGAUAUCCACAGUCAGUGAUAUCUGGCAUGGCAUUUUCUGGAUUUUUUGCUGCUGUAGGUGGAAUAGUAUCUUUAUCUGGACAGAAAAAUGCUAAACGUUUCUAUCAAUACGAGGAAGAAUAUGAUAGCGAUGAUGAUAUAAACAGCAAUCCUCAAUGUGCUAAGACGCAUCAGAAAUUUAGUUAUGUUUGGUAUCUUCUAAAAAAGUUUCUGUUAGGAAUAGCACCCGGAAAACUAUUCGUCCUGUUUGCUUAUCUACUAUGCGCAUUAGGCGAUUUCGUCGGAGCGGCAGUUGCGCUAUGGAUAUUAUUGCCUAGACCUGAUCAAGAUAAAGUUCUGUUGCUUCUGAAUGUACUAAGGAUGGUAUUUCUUCCAGUCUUUUUAUUAUGUAAUGGUCACCCGCGACAGUACUUACCCGUAUUGAUCAACAAUGAUGCACCAUAUAUGAUUUUAGCGACAGUGUUAGGCUUAUCUAAUGGCUAUUUUAGAACAUUAGCGACGAUAUAUGCCCCAAAGAAAGUAUGUCCUCGAUAUCGAGAAUCUGUGGGUGCAAUUAUGUUCUUUUUUAAUGUAGCAGGCGUAGGAGCUGCAUCUUUAGUCGCUUUCUUAUCCUGCAGUAUUAUGUAA